AGCUUUCUUCCUCCCCUCCCUCCAGUCCACCCCGCCGUUUCCCCCAUCUGUCACUCCGGCGAGGCGACGCGGCGGCGUGUUACGGCCGCCGUGCCUGUUCUUGGUCUGAUGUUGGUGGUUCCGGCGGCUUCUUGAUUGAUCUGUCGCUCGCUGCGGAGGUAGCUUUCCCCAGUUUUCUCGUGCUGCCGCCCUCCCUGUCAAUCACGGUUCCUUCCGCGUCUGCAAAUACAUCUGUCUCCAUCUGUCCAACUCGGCGGAGCAGGCGGCGACCGCCAGGGUCUCCCUCCCUCUACAACUUUCGGUUUGGUGGUGGCGAGCGUCGUCUAAAUCGCGCCAUUUAUUAGUCUCCAGGUCAAUCCCGACCCCCUCUUGACCUCUGCCGUGCCUGCCCCGUGACGGCCACGCCUUUCGCCGAACCCCCAAAGUCCUCUCGAUUCUUUCUACUCCCCUCGGUUCAUCAAAUGCGGCAGUGAGGAGCUCGAGAGCUCGCCGUGUUCGGUGGUAAGCUGGUACUGCGCCGCCGGCCGCGAUGGGCUGCGUCGCGUCCAAGAACGGCGGCCCGGCCAACCCGGCGGCCGACUCGGCCGGCGCGCGCCGGGGCAGGAGGCGGCGCCGCGCGCUCGCGCCGGAGCCCGCGCCGAGGUCGCUCUCCGUCUCCUCCCUGCGCAGCUCGGCGGCAGCGUCGGCGGCGGCCGAGAGGUUGCUGGAGAAGAAGCACGAGGCAGAGGAGCCUGCUGGGAAGGCCGUCGUCUCCGUGGCGGCCGCGUCCCGGAGCUUCCGUCUGCGCAGCCUCCGGAACAGCCUCGAGGGGGAGCAGGUGGCGGCCGGCUGGCCGUCCUGGCUCAGCGCCGUUGCGGCGGAGGCCAUCCAGGGCUGGAUCCCUCUCAAAGCCGACAACUUUCAGAAGCUCGAGCAGGUUGGGCAAGGCACAUAUAGCAGUGUAUUCAGGGCACGGGAUCUUGAUACUGGAAAGAUUGUCGCACUGAAGAAGGUGCGGUUCAACAAUUUUGAGCCAGAGAGUGUUAGAUUCAUGGCACGAGAGAUACAAAUACUCAGAAGGCUUGAUCAUCCAAAUGUCAUGAAGCUGGAAGGCUUGAUUACCUCUCGGUUAUCAUGCAGCCUUUAUCUAGUCUUCGAAUACAUGGAGCACGAUCUCGCUGGACUUUCUUCCUCACCCGACAUCAAGUUCACUGAAGCACAGGUUAAGUGUUACAUGAACCAGUUGCUGUCAGGACUGGAGCAUUGCCAUUCACGUGGCAUUCUUCACCGUGACAUCAAGGGUGCCAAUCUCCUUGUCAAUAAUGAAGGAAUUCUAAAAAUAGCUGAUUUUGGUCUUGCUAAUUACUGUGAUCCAAGUAGAAACCAUCCUCUGACCAGCCGGGUUGUCACAUUGUGGUACCGACCGCCUGAACUAUUGCUAGGUUCAACUCACUAUGAUUCAGCCGUUGAUUUGUGGAGCGCAGGGUGUGUCUUUGCUGAGUUGCUUCGUGGGAAACCGAUCCUGCAGGGAAGAACUGAGGUGGAACAGUUGCAUAAGAUUUAUAAGUUAUGUGGCUCCCCUGCUGAUGCCUAUUGGAAGAAGUCGAGGUUGCCUAAUGCAACAGUAUUCAGACCUCACUGUCCUUAUCUAAGUACCCUUCGUGAUGUUUUUAAAGAGGUGCCGGAACAUGCAUUGAGUUUACUAGAAACUCUUUUGUCGGUGGAGCCAUACAACCGUGGCACGGCAUCAUAUGCUCUUGCAUCUGAGUUUUUCCGGACAGAACCCUACGCAUGCGAACCCUUAAGCUUGCCUCAGUAUGCACCCAACAAGGAGAUGGAUGCAAAGUUACGAGAAGAGAGACUCAGAAAGGCCAGUAGCAGAGGCCAUCGCCCAGAAGCAUCAAAGAAGUCAUCGAGGCUAAGUAGAGCAGAAAGAGAACAAAGUGCAGUCAAUAAGCAAAGCGAUUGCAGAGAGGUUCCCAAAGCAAAUGUAACUAAGGAUGGUGAAAGACACGUUAGUACAAAAUUAAAUGGUGAUGCUAAACUACUUGCAGAUAUACAAAGAGUGUCCACAGCCCAAGUUAAAGAAAGGGCUAGUCAUUUUAAGAAUGAUUCGCUAGAAGAAAUCCCUUUCUCUGGGCCCUUGAUUGUUUCAUCAUCCAGUGGCUUCGCAUGGGCCAAAAAACGUGAUGGUUGCUCUUUUACCAGAUCACGGACCAGAUCUAGUUCAAGAGACGACUUCACUGCUGAGGUAGGUCGGGAUAAUAAGCUACAACUUAAAGAGAACGUUGGCUUGAAGGAACAGCAUAACAGAGAUGUGCACGUAGCACGUGUCAACCCCAGGGUCCAAGAGCCUCAUGAGGUAGCAAAUCGCGCAGUUCUGAAGAAAUGGUCACAGUUAGAGCAUCCAGAUUCAUUUGAUUCUCGCGACACAUACCACUCCCAGAAAUUUUCGAAUGCAAUAUAUCUUGGGGAUGCUCUCUCAUCCAAAAAUAGCAUGAAGGACCACGAUCAUGGAGAGAGGGUUGAAUAUUCAGGGCCUUUAAUGUCCCAGUCCCACAAGAUUGAUGAACUGCUAGAGAAACAUGAGCGCCACAUUCGGCAAGUAGUCCGAAAAUCUUGGUUUGGAAGAGAUAAAGUUGUUUCAGAAAUUAAUAGGAAGAAAGCAACACAAGUGAGGAAAGCUUGACCGUUUGUUUAAACGGAGAAGAGGCGCAUGGUACAUGUAUAUAGUGAAGGCUAGAACCUGGUGCGGCGUUUGACGAUACAUUGUUAACCUGAAGACCAUUACUGGGAGAAUUAUGCUUCCCAGCUCACAGCAAAAUCGUGCUUAAUACUUCCACUGGAGACUAAUUCUGGUACUACAGAUUCCUAAAGAUCGAGAUGGCUGUGCUAUAUCUUUGUAUUCUUCCUUUGCACAUUUUCGAUGUUUAGGAAUAACAGGCUAUGAGUGGUUAAUUUUGGGUAGGUUAAGUUGAACCAGUCAGGCAUUUGUGUAGCUGAAUCAAUAACCACCACACCAUGGUGUGGUAAAUCUUGUAUAGCUAUCCUCUGCUAAAGAAAGUAAAAUUAAAGAUUUACUGAUCUAA
Molecule: messenger RNA, 3068 nt
Organism: Lolium rigidum
Lineage: Eukaryota; Viridiplantae; Streptophyta; Magnoliopsida; Poales; Poaceae
Product: protein IMPAIRED IN BABA-INDUCED STERILITY 1-like
Exons: 9
Coding region: 530-2668 (712 amino acids)
Biological process (GO): protein phosphorylation; positive regulation of transcription elongation by RNA polymerase II
Cellular component (GO): cyclin-dependent protein kinase holoenzyme complex; nucleus
Molecular function (GO): RNA polymerase II CTD heptapeptide repeat kinase activity; cyclin-dependent protein serine/threonine kinase activity; ATP binding
Source: RefSeq, a predicted model, not a curated record